GUUAACAGGCGUAUAGGAUACUGAUAUCGGGAUUUACUUAUUUCAAGAUCGAUAUUUUCCGCGGCUCAGUACGAGUUUAUAACCGUGGUCGAACGCGGAGUAGACACCGGUGUGCACAUCCGCCGCAACGCGCCAGACAAUUUCCGGCCGCGGGCGAUUACAUCAGGCACCCGGUGUACGAACUGUCGAGCAAGUAUGGAGUGGCUAGUAGUGACCAGGUGCCCUUGCCGGCUCGUCUCGAUGAGCUCCGGGAGCACAUACGCCGAGAAAUACGCAAGGAGUUGAAGAUAAAGGCUGGCGCCGAGAAGCUGAGGGAAGUGGCGACCGAUCGUAAAGCGCUCUCCGACGUGGCGACGAUCGUGAAAAAGUCGAAUAGUAAGCUGAACGAAUUGCAGGCCGAGCUUCAACAACUGGAAAGUCAAAUUAUAUUGACGCAGGGCCAACCACAGUCGCCCCAGCAAAAUCAUUCGAACGGUCAAGUGAUUGAGUUCCUCUGUUGGGUAUUACAGGUAAAGCAAGGAGCGGAAAACAUGAUUCAAAGUUUGACAAGCGGCAGAGACAAAAAGUUACUGCAGGAGGCUCAACAAAUGCUCGACGAUUCUCGCGCCAAAAUCGAGUUCCUACGCAUGCGAAUAAUGAAGGUGCGGCAAGCUCGUCAGCAACAACAUGCACGCGGCGAUGCACCACCGCCGAACGGCGAGGCAACUAGCAAUAAAGAUAAAUACGAGCCUAGUUUGGAGCUCGCGCUGGAGGAAAGGGUAGAGGAGCUUCGACAUCGUUUGCGGAUCGAAGCCGCGGUCGUUGAAGGAGCUAAGAACGUGAUACGUCUUUUACAAAGUGCCAAAGUCGCUGAUAAGAAGGCCUUAACGGAGCGGCGCGGUGCUUCCAUCUUUCGCAAAUACGAUCGACCGUUCGAAUCGAUGUGCAACGGAACGACAUUAGCGAAAGAACGUCGGAUUCUGUUCGCAAGGGAGGAGAGCGCUAAUGCGUUUUCGCAGCGAAACCGAUUAAACGCUCAAGGCGAUGAUAUUCUCCGCGUGGAGGAGGCUGAAGAAAAAGGCUGCGACAUGUACGGGCGCGGAGGCAACUCGAACAACACGCAACCACCACCGUGGUUGGUGCGUGCAGAAGUCACGAUUCGCCAUGGCACGCCAGUCACCUCGGAAUCCAGCCAGGUACCAGUAAGCAUGUCUUCAACUGUCACAGAUUCAACCGGUGGUGUUCGCAUGAUAUAUCGAUGGAACACCAGUCAAUCAUGCCCGUCAUCGACGAUGCCAGUCGUUACGACUUCCGGCCCAACCGCGUCUUCCUCUUCUAGCUCUAGCUCGUUCGGCUUUCAGCGAGGAAACAUAGUGUUCACGUCAACGCCACCUCCAAAGCCAGGCUUCACCAUUCCAAGAUCUGGAUCGUCCGGAAAUGACGAAUCCAUGUCAUCCAGAGGACGGAGUGUAAAUAUCUCGGACUCGGGCUAUAACAGCGGGCAAUUUUCACCUCAAUCGUACUCGAGUUUGCCUUCUCGCCGGCCCUCCACUAACACUCUUUCGCAACAGUACAAUCGUCGAUGCAAAAGCACAUGCAGCAUCGUGUUAUCUGCCGUGGAUACUGCAGACGGCUCGAAGGAACAAAGUUUCAGCAAACUAACGAGCAGUGAGAUCGUUAAGCAUUCGUACGACAGUUCUUGGCGGCAUCCAUCGACGCAUCAACAUGCGUUUUCGCGUCAGCAGUUCAGCACGGUACCGGAAGUUUGCGAGGAGUGCCUCGAGGGGAGCACUUCCAGCGCACAUGGUGAACAUUUCUGCAGCAGUGUCACACAGGAAAAAGUCACGACCAAGUCGGCCACCAUCAGCAAAGACGCAUCUUCGCAAACGACAGACAUAGAAUCCCGGGAAUCUUCGUCAACGAUCGUCAGCGAUAGCAAAGUAAGAAGGAAAGUAGCUACUGGUCUCCAUUCUUCGUUGAACGAGCAGAAGAAGAAGAAGCAAGAGAGUCGAUCGCCAACAGUUUCCGAGGCCACGAGCAUCGGUCCUUCAAUCGAUUCGGAAAGAUCCGAUUCGUCAACGAAAGAUGACAGCGCAAAACGCAAAUCGCGAACCGUGCACAUUGACGUGUAUUGCACUGGCUCCGAUGAUGACGAAAACACCGAUACGUCGACCGAGAAUGAAUGCGAAACUCCUAUGACCGUGUUCGAGAACCCAGACGUAAAAGUCACUCAUACUCAAGUGGCGAGUAACGUCUUGCCCAGGGGAUUUCAAGAUGACAAGGCAUUUCUGAAACGUGCUACAGAACGACGAUGCGACAGCUUUAAACACGCCCCGAUGAGGAUGCCCUCCAUAGCUAGUUCGAAGGGCUAUGACAGCGACGACGUCCUUAGCUCGCUUUAUCCCUCGCAAUUCAGUUCGUACAGUGCUCUUCGAGACCUCGAUUCUGCGCCCUUGUCUGCUACGUCUUCUAACGCGGGCAUUCCAUUCGAUUACGAUUCGACUAUUGCUACCUCGUCUAAGGAUACCUUGUCCGACAUGGAGUCUCCGAUAAUUAACAAAGUGGGCUUGAGCCCUUGUGAUAGCUUCGAGUACGCGAGCAGUUCCGAUCGCGAGAGAAUACGAAGAAUGGAGGAAACGUGGGCCAAGACAGAAGGCGAAAGAAAACAAUGGCGUUCGCCAGGAAUCGAACGCAAAUAUUUGUUGCAGAAUCGAAAGAUGAAAGAAUAUUUAAAAAAACACGAGAUGGGAUGGUCGUCGGCUGACAGUGGCGAAGAAUCUGACGAAAGCGGUACAGUUGGGUGGAGUUUCGUACCCAGUGAGGAUAGUCAAAGAAUGGUGAAAAAACUGCCGACUGUGCGACGAACAAGCAAAUCUACCACAGAUAGAAAUCCGAUAGUUGAACAAGAGCUUUUGAAUCAAAAGAAUUUACAACAGGAUCAUUCUGAUUCCACGACGCGUAGCGAUAGUAUUCCCAAUCCGUACAGUUUUCGUGACCAAAUUGGUCCGUUCGGUUCCAACAGCCCUUCCCCUCUUCCGUCGAAAGUACCCUCGCGAGUUACUUCUCCCUUUAUGACGCCUCAGGGCGAAAGAACCGACCAUAUUUUGAAGGCAUCGAUAUUCGGCGCGGUAGUAAACGCGUUUCGAAAGCCAGGCCAUCAUAUAGGACCUUCCAAGAAUCCCUCGUGCUCCUGCGAGCAUUGUCGAAGACAUUUUGAGGAACUUAAUUCACGAGAACGUUCUCGUUCUGCUCAAGCAAGUCUUGCUGAAUCGAGUAGAAAAUUGGACCUGUUGAGAUUAUCCCUUGAACUUAGAAGACAAGAAUUACCACCUGACAGUGGUACUGCUGCUCAAUUAAAGAGGGAAUUAGCUAGUAUUCAAUCCGCUAGCCCGGUUCCUGUAACGUACACGUCGUUGCAACCGUUUCGUGGUCCUCUGGAAGGUAAAGCUACAGUGCCUGCUUCAGUUUCAAGAUGUGCUGCUGUCACUGGACAAUUAGAGGUAAGGUUAAUGGGAUGUCAAGACUUGGCAGAAGAAGUGCCUGGUCGUACGAGAAGAGAGCAUCCAGCAAGUCCUGAUCUACGCAGUUUCGUCAAAGGUGUCACAGGGCGCAGUUCCAGUAAAUCGUACAGCGUUAAGGAUGAAACAAGUAGUUUUCCAUCGAACUAGAUAAGUCGAGAGAACUUGAAAUAGGCAUUUAUUGGAAAGAUUGGAGAUCUCUUUGCGCUAUAAAAUUUUUACGUUUAGAAGAAUUUAUCGAUGAUGUGAGACACGGAAUGGCUCUGCAACUAGAACCGCAAGGUCUUCUCUUUGCUGAAAUUAAAUUUUUGAAUCCUAUGAUCUCAAGAAAACCUAAAUUGCAACGUCAACGCAAGAUCUUUAAACAACAAGUGAAGAAUUUCCCAAGAGCUAAUCAAAUGAACAUUAACGUUGCAACUUGGGGUAGACUCUUGAAACGAUCGGCUCCUUCCUUACACAAUACAAGAAAUUCCGAAAGUCCACCAUCAGGACCGCCUUUGCAACUUGUUUUUGAUACUUCGCUAGAAGAUAAACCUGAAACGCCUGGAGAAUUGCCUGAUCCUGAAAAGGGAGGUUUAGGUGGAGCGAGACCUUUAGGCUUGUCAACUUCAAGUAGUAGCCCUACACUGCCACGUCCUCCAGAACAUCCUCCACCACCACCACCUACAGUUACGAAAAAGCCAUCGAUGCCUGCACCUCCACCGCCACCAAAAUUAGACCAAGAAAGUGCAUUAAGGGAGUUUGAUUUCCUGCACAACGAGGAAAAGGGGGGUCCUCAGGGGGCAAAUUUAAGGCCUCUCGUAACAGAGCCUCGUGCUGUGCUGAUUGCACCAACCUCUCCACGCACACCCUCGCCCCAACCUGUCGUCGAGUUUCCUGAAGAUGAGCAUUCUGUGGAAGAUGUCAGUAAUUUUGAUGAAGAAUUUACAUCAGAGAAACCACAAUUAACUCCACCUAAAGAUCCUAGACCACUUAGUGAUUCAGAACAAAAUCUAUUUAAAGAUUUUACGUAUAUGGCUGACUGGUGCUAGCCAUAAUAACAAUAUUAAUUGUCUUUUUGUUAAAUUUGAUACGCAGUUUAGCAUUUUAUUGUUUCAACAUCAUUUUAAGGGCAAUCAAAUCGUAAUUAAUAACAUGAAUAAUUAUAUAUGUAUUUGUUUAAUUGUCAGAAUAUGUUCCACAUUUCAUAAUGUUAUCUAUUGUACAAAUGUUUUAUUUUUAGUAUCAUGAUAUAAUCAGGCAUAGAAUUAAAAAAAUUAUGUUCAACAAACGAAUCUCAGGUUUUUAAUUAAUGUAUGUACGAAUGUCAGACUUUUAACUCGUAGUUAUACAUUCAUCACUAUUGUUUCCAAUGUGCAACGUAGUAAAUAAUCAUAAUUGUUUAAAAAUACCUGAGUGUAAUAUUCAGAUUUAAUCAACUGUAAGACCAGAAAAGAAACAUAAAUUAUACAAAUACUUUUGUAGCAUGUUCACAUUUUGAUAAAAAGCAGCAGUUUCGAAUUUAAAUUUUUGAAGAUUUAUACUAUUUAAUUAAAAGAUACUAGAUCUCAAUCAUGAUUCGAAAUAUUGACCAAAUAUUUGAAAUGAUAUCUAUUUAAAGUAUUAUUUCAUAACUUUCACUUAGUACACUCAUUUUUAUAUAGUUUUCAAGUACUCAACAAUCGUAUUCUUAUAAAACAAAGAAUAUUCAUUGUAUAAACAUAUUAUAAUUCAUAAAGUGCAGAAAAUAA
Messenger RNA from Heterotrigona itama, 5227 nucleotides. Lineage: Eukaryota; Metazoa; Arthropoda; Insecta; Hymenoptera; Apidae. The record is from the annotation of a GenBank genome assembly.